This is a messenger RNA of Morchella importuna, 849 nucleotides long. RefSeq lists its product as uncharacterized. The coding region runs from base 1 to 849 and encodes 282 amino acids. NCBI's taxonomy places the organism in Eukaryota, Fungi, Ascomycota, Pezizomycetes, Pezizales, Morchellaceae. The record is from RefSeq and is a predicted model, not a curated record. The transcript has 2 exons.
AUGGAUGAGAAGGAAGAGCUGGAGGCUACGUCGACAUCGUCGACGCCGAGCGCCAGUCUUCCGUCAUAUGCGUCGUCGGCACAGCUCUACUGCGCGAUAUGUACAAACGAGAUUCUGCCAGCGGCGGUGGUGGUGGCUGAGGAGAAGAAACAGCAAUUGGGAGAGGAAGCUGGGGAGGUCCUUCCGAGGAGCACGAUGCAGGAAUGCUGUGGGAGGGCCGUCUGUGGCGAUUGCGUCGAUGCAAACCCCCGCUUCGCCGCCUACUGUCCCUUCUGUCAAUCCCUACCCUCAAAAGCCAGAGUCGAAGCCGCGCCAACCACCACCACUUUCCGCCCCCUCCCCCCACCCUACACCUCCGAUCCGCCUCCCCCGCCGCCCUCCUAUCCCAGCGGCAGCAGCAGCAGCGGGGCAGUCGUCCACCACUACAUCCGCCCCACCGACAGCCUCCUCUCCAUCUCUGUCCUCUACAACCUGCCCGCGCAGACACUCCGCCUGCACAACCGCCUCUACAGCGACCACCUCCUGCACGCGCGGCGCACACUAGAGAUCCCGCAUCCGUACUCCGGCCCGUCGCUGUCGCACCCGCCGACGGAGGAGGAGGCCGUAGAGGAGGCAAGAAAGUCGGCGGUGAAGCGCUUUCAGGUGCGCACGAAGUGUACGGACUGGGAGGCGGCCGAGGUGUAUUUGAAGGAGGUGGAGUGGGACGAGGCGGUGGCGCUGAGGAGGUGGGAGGCCGACGAGAGGUGGGUGAGGGAGAAUCCGAUGGUGGAGAGGGGUGUUGGGAAGGGGAAGGGGAAGGAGGUGGUGGGGAAGAGGAAGAGGUGGGGGUUGAGGGCUUUUGGGUAUUAG